AUGUCGAAGUUUUCUCUGCGUCAAAUUCUUUGCGAGGAAGAAUUGGUGAAAAAUAACGUUGCCUGUAUGACAUUAUUACUGAAUGGACUGGAGUACUUUCUGUUCCCGGAUCGUUACCAGAACGUUUCACUCAUACCUCGUUUGUCACUAAGGGAAUAUGAGGAUGUGGUAGUACUCAUUGGGGGCAAGAAUAUAAAGAAAGAGGAAUUAAAAAGCCUUGGCUGUUUUGUACUUUCCUCUAAGAAUUGGAUUUCAUUACCUGAUAUGCCUCAAUCUUGCAGUAAUCAUUGUACUGGUGUAUGUGGUGGAAUCUUGUUUGUCAUACAUCAAAUAUACCAAAGGUUUUCGUCGUCACUUACGUAUGUGUAUUCUUUGAACCCCAAACGAAGCACAUCAUGGAACUCUACUGAAUAUGGAAUUCUUGUUGGUCACGACUGUUCAGUGACAGCUUACAAUGAACAACUUUAUAUCGUGGGGGGCAGCAGUGAUGACUCUAAAGGAGUGAAAGUCUUCAAUCCAGCCCUUGGUACAUGGAAAAGGAUGGCACCAAUGAAUAUUGGGCGUGCUGGACAUUGUGCUGUUCUCCUACAGAAGCAUAUUUAUGCCAUUGGAGGUCACAAUAAUGAAAGUUGCCAGAAGAGUGUGGAGCGUUACAAUCCAGUAACAAACCAGUGGCAAACGAUUCGAGAUAUAUCCAAUGCCCGCACGUUUGCUGCAGCGGCUGUAUCAAAUGGGAAGAUCGUUGUUGGUGGGUUCAGUGCCAUGAAACCCUCAAAAGUCAUGGAAGUCUCCUGUGAAAUGUUUGACCCAUGUACAAAUGAAUGGAGUCUGGUCUCAAGUCCUGCUAUUUCACGUGCUGCUUGUGGAAUUGUGAGUAUAGAUGACAUUAUUUACUUGUCUGGAGGUCAACAUGAAGAAUGUUGCAUGGAAACUGUAGAGUCUUUUGAUUUGAUACGGAACGAGUGGCGAGCAGUAGCUUUUAUGCCAACUGAGCAUCAACGCUCUUUCCAUCAAGCUUCAGUACUAAGACUUCCUAAACAUAUUGUUUCUUAG
Molecule: messenger RNA, 1053 nt
Organism: Pocillopora meandrina
Lineage: Eukaryota; Metazoa; Cnidaria; Anthozoa; Scleractinia; Pocilloporidae
Source: the annotation of a GenBank genome assembly